AUGAAGCGCAGGGACAUCCAAGUCAUAUGCCUUCAGGAGACCAGCGGGAAGGGAGCGAAGGUCAGAGAAAUCGGAGAGGGUGUCAAACGCUUCCACAUCGGAGAAGACACCAAACGGAAUGGAGUGGCCAUAGCAGUGGCGGAGCCCUCGAAAGACUCUGUCUCCACCAUCAACAGGAUCAGCAGUCGAAUCAUAUCUGUGAGGAUAGACACGAAGGAGGGGUACUAUGCAACAUUAUCUGUGUACGCGAAUCAAGCCGACUGGCCCGUCUACCAAAAGGAUGAGUUCUACCUAUGCCUUGACGAGGCCAUCCGAUCAGUUCCGGAGGGGCACUAUCUCACCAUAGCAGGUGAUCUGAAUGGGCACAUUGGCAAUGAAAGGAGGGAGGCACAUGGAGGUAGAGGAGUAGGUGUCAGAAACGAAGAGAGAGAGAGGGUUCUUGCCUUAGCCAUAGCCCACGACAUGGCAGUCUGCAGCGCAUUCUUCGCGGAAAGGAAGUCCCAGAAGGUAAGCUACAGCAGUGAAGGGAAAGAAACGGAAAUAGAUCAUGUGCUAGUAAAACGAUCGUCCCCCAAAACUGUAAAGGACAUCCUGGCUCCACAGCACAAGUCUCUCCUAGCAGACAUAGCCAUCGAUCUUCCUAAGUAA
Messenger RNA from Haemonchus placei, 648 nucleotides. Lineage: Eukaryota; Metazoa; Nematoda; Chromadorea; Rhabditida; Trichostrongylidae. The record is from the annotation of a GenBank genome assembly.